AUGGACUCACCAACUUCACCAACACCAGUCGAGGAACAGCGACAACCUCUUGAUUGCCCAGAUGUAUCUCAAUUAUCUUCGCCAUCAUUUGAUCACAGGAUAAAUUUGCCUCCCACUCGCUGCCUUAUCAAUUUCGAGCCACUCAGGCAACCCAACACAGCAUAUCAACAUGACCAAGACUCGCUGGUUUGGGGACAGCAGCAAUCUUUUGAUUCCCCAGAUGCGACACAAUUAUUUCCACUAGCAUUUGGUCAUAGAAGAAAUUUGCUACCCGCUCGCCGCCUUAUCGAUUUUGAGCCACUUAGGCAGCCAAACGCUACAUAUCAACAUGGCCGAGACUCGCCGCCUUGGGGGCAGCAGCAACUUCUUGAUCCCCUAAUUGCAUCUCCAUCAUCUCCGCUAUCGGUUGAUCAUGGAGGACAUUUGCUGCCCGCUCGCCGCCUUAUCGAUUUCGAGCCACUUAGGCGACCCAGGACUAGAUAUCAACAUGGGCGAGACUCUCCGGUCUGGGGACAACCCCUCGAUUCCCCAGACGCAGCAGAGUUGGAUAAGCCAUCAUUUCAAUCUGACGACCCUUUCCUACCAGCUCCUCGUCUUAUCAAUCUUGAGCCACUCAGACAAUCUAGCGCAACACCUCGAUGGGGCUCGCCGGAUUGGGGGAGAGAGCCAUUUUUUAAAUUGCCAGAUGCAUCAGGAUCGUUUCCGCGAGAAUGGUAUGCGCCAGAAUUUCAGAUUGUCUACUCCAACGGGUGGAUUAAUGCGAUACCCGUUCGUCCUUUGGGCUAUGAAUGGCUCAUGCUACCCGUCCAGCCCUCUCAAUACGACAGAGACUCGCUCGUCAGCGAAGAUUCCGAACCCCUAUCCAUUAAUGGACCUGAUUUAUUUCAAGAUCCUCGCAAAUCCAAAUGGCUAAGGGCCCAUCACAGAUCGAUGUCAAUUGAGCGUGCCUGUAAGGCCUGGGCAUAUGAGUUAAGAAACAGUGUCCCAAACUCAGAUCCAACCGAUGUCGACACCAAGAGCCUCUUCGGUUCACUUGAAAGAUUAGAAAUGAGCUUUGUGCAGAAUCAGCCAGGGAUAGAGGCACCACAAGAAUCAUUUGUUAAACAGCUACCCAAACGGUACGAAAUUAGUAAGAUGCGUCAAGACGAUCUGGAAUCGGAAACCUCCGAAGACGUCGAGGAUUUGCCUUUUUGGCUUAGACCUUGGCUGGGUAUUCGUUUACCGCCGGGUAUGGUAGACCUGGCGGCGCCCCGCAUCCCGCAUUAUCUGGUGCGUAAACUUGCAGAUCCGCAAAGGUUUCUCCCUUCAAAGCUUUCGUUCAAGAAGAAUUUCCCUUUCAGAAAUGUCCUUCCAAAGAAAGGCCAAAUCGGCCUCCAUCCAGCUUUCCGUACUGCCGCACCAGAAGACAUUCUAAAGGCAGAAAGGGAGCUCGAACUUGCCAAAGAACGUCGGUUCCUAGCUCCGGAGGAAGCAUGGAGGUCUCCAAUUAUAAAUGACUUCUUCAGCAGCAAUUCUGGGAGAGAGUCCCUGUGGGAAUAUCCGCUGGUCUCAGUUUCUGACUGUGGAAGUCUCACCGACGAGCUCGAAGGUCUUGACCAGUUGAUGCCGGAAUAUCCGCUGACCUCGGUUUCUGACCGUGGAAGUCUCACCAACGAGCUCCAAGGUCUCGACCAGUUGAUGCCAGAAACCUACAGUCGCAGUGUCAAUGGAGGGAGCUUCAUAUCAGUGCUGUUCGACCAAGCCGAGGCAUUCUCCGAUGUAGACGAAGCCACAAUUUUGUCGGACCAAAUCGAGGCAUUCCCCGAUGUAGAUGAAGCCAUAAUGUUUUCGAACGAAUUCAUGGAAUCUCCCGACAUAGGCCCCAUCACAAUGUUCCCUGGCCGAGACAUUGAACUUGACCAAGGCCCAAUAUCUUUGGAUCAAGUCAUGCAAUCCCCCAUCGUAGUCCCUGUCUCGAUGGAACCCCCCGUUGGAGACCAAGCCGCAAUGGCUGAGCAUGUAGGCACGGAGAGUCCAAUUGAAAGCCUGGGGUCAGAUUACUACUUUGGACAAGGCAUGGAAUACCUCACUGGAGACAUAGCCCGAAGACAUUUCCGCAAAGGCACAGAAUCACCCAUCGAGGACGAAGACUCAGUAUAUUCGGUCCUCGAAAUGGCAUAUCGCAAAUCAGACCGUGCCCCAAUAUUUUAUGACCAAGACACAGAACAUCGGAUCGAAGACCAAGACCAAGAGGCAAUAUCUUCCAGCGAAAGCAUCAAAUCAUCACUCGUGUCGCAUGAGGAUCUCCCAAUCAUUAAGUGGUUCUUCGACUACUGGGAAGACAACUCAGAACCAUUGGGCCAGCCCACCUCAUCGAACCAAGUUGAGAAGACCAAAGGAUACUAUAAGCGCAAUAGUGCAGACUUUGCCCAUCUUCCACCUAUUGAUUUUACCAAGUCCUACAAUGACUUCUGCACAACCCAAUUUGGUUCAUUGGUAACCGGCGGUGGCUUCCAAGAUUACAACUCUUCCAACGAACAGACGGUUGAGAAAACGACGGAAGUGACAGAUGAUCCGCUAGAGUCAAUCGAGGUUUACUGGCCUCAAGAUCACGAGGCGCGCAUGCGAGAACUCUUCGCAGAGAUCGAGCUGGAGGGUGCUACACGGAUCUUGACCACGUGGCAAGAAGUGUAUGUAGAGCGAGGGGAAGAGGGGGGGACUGAAGAGGAAGGGGUCCAAGAGAAGCAAGCUGAGACCGCUUUGGAAGACAGCAAAGAAAACAUAGCCCAAGAGCCGGCUGUUCCAUUAGAGCGAAAGAGUUCAAAGGUAAAGAGCUGGUUUGGAGGAUUGACCGCCGAGAGGGAAAAUAGAAAAGAGCGGAGAAAAUCCCAGGGCGCUGAGUUGGAGAUGAAUGGUAAGCAAAUGAGUUGGCUUGGAAGAUUAGCUAGCGCAAGGGAGAAACCAAUGCUGGAAUCAAUGGGAGACAGCAUCGGAUCUGUACCCCAAGGGCCCCCUGAUCUAUUGAUGCGAAAGAAUUCCAAGAGGGUAUCCUGGUUUGGAGGGCCUGCCAAGAAGCAGAAGCAAACCGAGGAAGUAUUCGGGGAUAGCCAGGAGAAGAUAGAGACGGCGCUUACCCAUCCACUGGAGCAAAAGGGUUCGAAACGGAGGAGUUGGUUCCCAGCACAUCUUGCCGAGAAGCAGGAGCAAACGGAGGAAGUGUUUGGAGACCGCCAGGAAGAGAUAGAUCCAGGGAUUGCUCACCCAUUGGAGCGAAAGCAUUCAAAGCGGACAACCUGGUUUGGAGGACAUCCUACUGAGAAAGAGGGACGAACUUCGGAAGAUAGCCAUGGAAUGUUAAUCCAAGGGCUAGUUCAUCCAUUGGAGCGGAAGGGUUCGAAGCGGAGGAGCUGGUUUCCAGGACAUCCCGCCAAGAAGGAACAACAAACUAAACCAGAUUCAGAAGACAACAAGCUAACUCAAGCGUCUGUUGAUCCACUGGAGCGAAAGGGCUCGAAGCGAAGAAGUUGGCUUCCAGGACAUUCUGCCGAAAGGGAGGCACAAACUUCAGAUGAUAACCACGGAAAGAUAAUUCAGGAGAAUGUUCAUCCGCUGGAGCGAAAGGCUUCAAAGCGAAGGAGUUGGUUUCCCGCACAUCCCGCCGGAAAGGAAGAACAACCGCAAAAAGAUUCGGAAGACAGCUAUGGGAAGUCAACCCAAGCACCUGUCCAUCCACUGGAGCGAAAGACUUCAAAGCGAAGGAGCUGGUUCCCAGGACAUCACACCGAGAAGGCAGAACAACCCCAACGGGAUUCAGAAGACAGCUAUGGAAAGUCUACCCAAGCGUCUGUCAAUCUACUGGAACGGAGGGCUUCGAAGCGAAAGAGUUGGUUUCCAAGAAGUUCUACCGACAGGGAGGUACGAACUUCAGAAGAUAGCCAUGGAAAGUCAACUCAAGGCUCUGUUUUUCCACUGGAACCGAAGACUUCGAAACGGAGGAGCUGGUUUGGCAUGGUAUCCCCAGAGAGCAAGGAACGAACCGAAGAUGCUUUGGAAGGCAACGAUGAAAAAGUACCUCAGGAACCUGUUACCCCAUUAGAGCGAAAACGCUCAAAACGUAUGAGUUGGUUGGGAAUAACACCUGCUAAGAAGACCGAACAAACCCACGAAGACUUCGAUGGCAGUAAGGAGGAGAUAAUUCAGGGAACGGCGGAACCAUCAGAGAAAAUGCGAGCGAAGCGGGCGAGCUGGCUGGGAGGGUUGAAUACCCCAGAUGACAAUCACAGCAAAAUAACUCAAGGACCAGCAGAUCAACCACAGCGAAAGCAUAGGAAGAGGGCGAGCUUGUUUGGAUUACCCAGCGAGAAAGAGAAGACCGAGCGGAGAAAUCAAGAGGAGCGGAGGCGGAAGCGGAGCUCUUGGUUUGUUUAA
Molecule: messenger RNA, 4407 nt
Organism: Pseudogymnoascus destructans
Lineage: Eukaryota; Fungi; Ascomycota; Leotiomycetes; Thelebolales; Thelebolaceae
Exons: 1
Coding region: 1-4407 (1468 amino acids)
Source: RefSeq, a predicted model, not a curated record